GAUCGCCGGUGCGCUGUGUCUCUCGGACACAGCAGAUCACGGAAAGAGCCAAAGAUGUGGGCUCGGUCAUGUGAUCAGCUGUGUCCAAUCACAGCUGAUCACAUGGCACUAAUGAUCAGUGUGCCCUGAUGAUCAGUGUGGCCCUAGAAGUGCCACAUGUCAGUGUCCAUCAGUGUCAGCAGUCAGUGCUCAUCAGUGCCACAUGCCAGUGCCCAUCAGUGCCACAUCAAUGCCACAUAUUAGUGCAUACCAAUGCACAUCAAUGCCACAUAUCAGUGCCCAUCUGAGCUUCCUUUCAAUGUCACCCAUAAGUGCCAGUCAGUGCCACCUAUCAACGCCAAUCAGUGCCACCUAUCAGUACCAGUCAGUGUCGCCUAUCAGUGCGCAUCAG
Staurois parvus is the source of this 391-nucleotide messenger RNA. NCBI's taxonomy places the organism in Eukaryota, Metazoa, Chordata, Amphibia, Anura, Ranidae. The record is from the annotation of a GenBank genome assembly.